AUGUCAUCGCUCUCUGAAAGCCCCCAGUACUACCCCAACUUAACACACACGAGCGGCGAGGGACCCCCAUCACUUUCCACUCGCGCAAAGGAGGCAAGCAGCAGACUCCGCGGUUCGCGUGUGUGUCAUCCAAAUGCAUCCUUUUCUCAGUCACCUUCUUCUGGAGCAUCCACGGGGGGCCCCUCUGGGCGCCUUUCCGCAGGCUUCUCCGGGGCUCCCUCUGCGAGUGAGGGCCACCUGGGCCAUCUGCUGUACUCAAUCGCUCUAGCGCGGAAUGACAGGUCUCGGGUGUCUGCGCUAUUGACUCUGGAGGCUAAUUGUGUGUCGCUUCUUUCGGACACACAACGGCUACAUGCGGCCUUCACUGCCUUGGACGCUAUUGUUUGCAAUGCCGUGCCGUUCACCCUUAAGACGGGGGGCUCAAGAAGGAAGACUUCUCAGGGAGGGGGAGUCUCAGCAAAGCCAGCAACAAAUGCAGCGAAUGCGGGCCCGCAAAAAAAGGAGGACUCAAGAGGAACCCGCACCGCAAGCAGCAGCUCAUAUGAGCUGCAAGGGGGCCCCCCAAGCGGCCCCGUCGGGCAGCCAGUGGCGGGGAAUGGCAUAAGUAGCUCUCAGGCGAGAGAAGUAGCAGAAACGGCAGCAGCAGAAGCACAAGUCGCAGGAGCAACAGCAGCACCAGAAGCGGCAGGCUUGGCUGCAGCUGCGACCCCAGCAGCAAGGCCAGACCUUCUUGCGCUUCCCCAGCGAUGGCAGCCGCAGCAGAAGCAAAGGGAAGAAGAGCUUGUCAUUCCCGGUCCCGAGUCGCCAGAAGCUGCUAGUCCAGGGCGCCCACUCACCUGCAGCAGCGACUCAGUGGCAUCUGCUUCUCCUCCUGAGCCGCCCUCUCCCCCUUCGGAUAUUCCCAGCAGCAGCAGCAGCAGCAGUAUGAACAACACCAAGAGCUUAACAGCUAGUCGCCCUCCGUGCCCGCCUCGAGUCUCCUCGUCCGAGUCUUACGUGGUGGUUCGCCGCCCCUUUUCAGUGCUGUCUCGUCUGCUGUCCCUGCAGGUCUGGGUCUCCAUGGCAGUGACCCUUGACUGCUUCCUCGUCGCCCCCAAGUGGCUGCAGCGCCUUGUCGGGCUGCUGCAUGCGCUCGCCAGGAGCGGCGGGACCGCGGCGGACCAGCCCAUCCGAGCGACUGCUUGCAGCUGCUUGGAGGAGCUGGAGCUGUCUCACCCAGUGUCUCUACGGUUCCUGGCUGCGGCUGCUGCGGCGUCUGAUUACCUCUUUGCAGGGCUGCUGUUUCCUCUGUUGGGGCCGGAGGGGUUGGAGGGUCCUCUCGGCGCUUCUGCUGCGGGCACUUUCGAGCUCUGCCCCUCAGUUUCCCUCUGGGGGCCCCAGGGGCCCCCUAAGGGGCCCCUCUUCCUUGUGGAUCUUCUCCAGAGGGAAGCGCAGCUCGGGGGAGAGGCUUGUGCCGUUCUGUUGCUGCGCUGCAUGCGCCACCUCUGUGAAAAUGUAAUUUGUGAGGGACAGAUCACAAGGGAAGAGACGCAGGAGGAAUACACAGAGGGCACAGGCCGUGCUGAAGGGAAAGGGCCUUCUGAAGGGCCUUCUGCGCAUUUGGACAUCAGCCCUGCAGGCAGCGCGGACCUCAGCAGCAGGGGUGUGAGUGGGGACCAGCAAAUGCUCAAAUUCAGUCUGGAGCCUGACACCAAGGGGACACACACAGGAAGGCCUCCAGGAGGACCUUUAGGACACGCACGAACAAAGGGAGGAGAAAUUCCGCAGAUGGAUCUGCAUUACAAAAUCCCUUCGAUCGGCGUAUCCCCCGUGCCUCUUCCCUCCAUUACUCUCAGCAGCAGCAGAGGCAACACCAGCUCGAGGCCACCGCGGCUGGUGCGGUCUUUGACUCUCUUCUUAAAGAAGGCGCUUGCUUUAGUCCUGGAGGGGCUGUGGGGCUACGGGGAUUGGGCGCAGGCGUCCGUAUGCAUGCAGCUUGCCUUCUUCUCUCGCCUUCUCUGCCUACCUGCCUUUUCAUCAGUUAAUGUCUUGCUGCCGUUUCUCUUCUCAUCUCGUCUACACCUCAUCCAUGCGUGGGCACUCCUCGUUGAGGCCCUGGGGCCCCCAUCCACGGGCUCCGGCCAGUGCCCCCAAAGGGCGCGGUGCCCAUUCACCAAAGCAGUUGGGCCCCACGCAGUUCUCCUGGAAGAGAGACUCAGGGGCCUACUGCAAGACCAAACGCUUAGCCCACACGAUCGCGUUCUGUGCAUCAGGUGGUACAUGGCUUUAAUGCAGCAUCCUGAUUUUUCAGCGGCAUUUUCUUCGGCCUCCCCGUCCGUAUUUUGCCCGUCAGCAGCUGACCCGCCUUCUGUGAAGGAGCACCUGCUGCAAGCUUUGCUGCUGCGCUGCAGCAGCCGCAGCAGCACCAGAAAGGGCUCGCCAGCAAACCUAUACGAUGUCUGUGGAGUCAUGUACGAGUUCAGAUGCGUCCGAAAAGCCCCGGAAAUUCAUGCUGUAGUUUUUAGGUUCCUGCUAAGGAGCGUUCUCAUGCCUCAUCUCUACAGCCCUCAGUUGCAGGCGUUUCUCUGCGAGCACCUCAGGUGCCACCCUGUAGAGCUCGGGCCAAGCGUAUUGCUGCUGCUACACCAUGCCUCCCGCGCUGCUGCAGCUACUGCUGCAGCUGCGUACAAGGGGCCCCGUCUCAGCGGCCGGUGUUUGUGGACUAUCACGCUUUCUUCAGUCUGCGAGUCUCUGUUGCUUCCUCUUGUAUACUUUCUGGAGACCAUUGAGCCCCCCGAGGACUUAGUUUGUUUUUCUCCCUUGAUUUUUGAGCUAUCGGUCUACCCCAUCAUUCCGCCCCAGCGACUUUUGCCCCUCCUCAGACGCCUGAGUCUUACAGCUACCGCAGCAGAUAAAGGAGACAGUUCCCGCAGCUGGCAUGCUGCCCUUUGUGUCCUCGCGCUGCUGUUGACCCACAGAGGGAGCACUGAAGUUAGAGACGGCGUCGGAGAGUUUCUUCAGACGAUCUCCCUGGGCCCUGGGGAAUUGGACACCCGGCAAGAAGCUGAGCUUCUGCUGCGAGCACUUAACAACGCCAGCGCCAAUGCACUCAUGGCGCUGCUGACCCCACAGGGAGGCGAACCAGAGCCACUCGUCGAGCGCUAUCUUUCUCAUGUCUCCCCGCCGCAGUUCCGGUGA
This is a messenger RNA of Eimeria necatrix, 3177 nucleotides long. RefSeq lists its product as hypothetical. Gene Ontology annotation, cellular component: AP-type membrane coat adaptor complex. The coding region runs from base 1 to 3177 and encodes 1058 amino acids. The transcript has 8 exons. Gene Ontology annotation, biological process: endosomal transport. NCBI's taxonomy places the organism in Eukaryota, Apicomplexa, Conoidasida, Eucoccidiorida, Eimeriidae. The record is from RefSeq and is a predicted model, not a curated record.